AUGCGUAGAGGGCUCGCUGCUUCUGGGCUCAUGGCGCCUUCAGCUGCUCCGCUUCGUCCUGUCUCCUCGCCGGCCCGCCCUCAGAGCGUAAGAUGCCGUCUUCAGUUUGUCUUUCUCCUGGUCUGUCUCUCCGUCCAACUGGUUGACUGCGCCUCCCGCUUCCGCUCUUCGUGGUCUGACUAUCCUUCUCUCUCGUCGCCUUCUCCGGCUCUUCGUUUCUGCUCUCCCCCCGUUUCCAAGCUGUUCUCUGGCUGCGCGCUGAACCAAGGAGCGACCCAGCGCCGUCUGACGUCUGGCCUUCGCUCCGUCUCUUGGCGUGUUCCAGUCUGCCGCCGGGACUCGCCGCUGAGGCGCCUGUGUGUCUCUGUGUCGCUGCUCGGCCGGCUGCAGGCGGCCUCUGCGCCUGCCUCUUGCGGUGCGCCGCUUUCGCGUGGGUCUCGAUGUCUCUCCUUUGUCGGCUCUCUUCCCACGAGGUCGUCACACCGGCCUGGCGGCUGCGGACUGCAUUCUUUCUCAGCGCCGCGUGAAGGGCUCGCGGCAUGCGCGUCACGAGCCUUCUUUGGCCCGAGUGAGGCUGGACGGCCUGUCCGAGGGGCGACGCCCUUGGGUGCUUCAAAGUGCUCUCUGCUCAACCUUGUGGAUUUCGCCCCUAUGCGGGUGCCUCCACUGACUGCGGAGGCACUUUUGCACCGCGAAGAAUCACGCGACGCUUUCGCGCUGCAGGUCCAUACCUCUCUUGCCGCUGCGAGGAAGGCGAGAGCGCGGGAAGAGGAAGCGAGGGCGCGGGAAGAGGGAGCGAGACUGGCGAGGAACGGAGUGGCUAGCCCGGAGUAUGCGGACGGCAGUGGCGAAUGGAACUUCCCACCGGCUGCCGCGGUGUCGGCGCUCUCAAACUACCACGCGAUCCUGUACUACGCGACAUGGGAUAGUCGCUGCCAGGCGCUCACACAGGCCCUAGCCGACCUCGCGUCUCUAGCGUGCCCUGACCCGACUUCGUCCACUCCGGCAGGCCCUGCUGCGACGCGAGAUGGGGCAAGAGAAGACGCCAGCGCCGGAGGCAAAGAAGGGACUAGUGCAACCCCGGGGGCAGGUCCUCAGGAGGCAGGACAGAGUGCGGCGGCCGAAGACACACGAGAAGGCCUCCAAGACAUUCUCGCGGCGUGCAUUCCAUGCUGGCUCCCGAUGACCGGGGUUCCGGUGUCAAACAGCCUCGUGAUUGCCGUCGGCAGGCGCCCCCUGCAAAAGCAGACGCGCAUGCUGGCCAACAAAAAGCAACUGCGGCACCACGAGCGCGCUCUCCACCUCAUGAUUUCGGAGGGCAUCUUCUACGGCUCAGGGCACCUGCCUGCCCUUCAGAUCUGGAGACGCAGUGCGGCGGAGGACAGCGCAGGAGGACGCAUGCAAAAUGUAGGCGGAAACGCUGGCGACCCACUGAGAAGGGGAGACUCGCUGGCCGCCCGUCUUAUCCCCACAACCAUAAGUUCUUCGCGGUGGGAGAAAGUCCUCGAGGUACGCGGGUUCGGGCCCAUACCCUUGAUGGAGCUUGCUGGAGGUGAUGCCAGUCCAUGGAAGGAGGAGGAGAGUCUCCUCAUGACGCGUGCUUUGCUGAAAAAGUCUAGAGAGGGCGGAACGAACCACCCAGGGCACGAGGGAAUUCUGUCGGCGGGAAGCGGCGGCUUUCUGGGUGGCGCUAGAGUGGCUGCGGCCGCAGAAAGUGAUCUGCGUGUAUGGCUCUCUCAGCUCAGCUCCAUCUAUCAAUACCACGCCAUGAGAACGCUUCUCAAGCGCCUGCGGUACGCAGAAGACGAAUUCCCCGAGUUCCAAGAGUUCAAUUUGAGAAAGUUCAGUCCCCGUCUGGCGAAACUCAAAGGCUUGCUUAAAGACUGA
Messenger RNA from Besnoitia besnoiti, 1887 nucleotides. RefSeq lists its product as uncharacterized. Bases 1 to 1887 code for a protein of 628 amino acids. NCBI's taxonomy places the organism in Eukaryota, Apicomplexa, Conoidasida, Eucoccidiorida, Sarcocystidae. The transcript has a single exon. The record is from RefSeq and is a predicted model, not a curated record.